Molecule: messenger RNA, 1684 nt
Organism: Labrus mixtus (cuckoo wrasse)
Lineage: Eukaryota; Metazoa; Chordata; Actinopteri; Labriformes; Labridae
Product: cGMP-dependent protein kinase 1-like
Exons: 16
Biological process (GO): protein phosphorylation
Molecular function (GO): cGMP-dependent protein kinase activity; ATP binding
Source: RefSeq, a predicted model, not a curated record
GAGCUCGCCAUUCUUUACAACUGCACCCGCACGGCCACGGUGACAGCUCUGACGGACAUCAAGCUCUGGGCGAUCGACCGUCAGGGUUUCCAGACCAUCAUGAUGAGGACCGGUCUCAUCAAACACUCCCAGUACACCGACUUCCUCCGCAGCGUUCCCUCGUUUCAGGCGCUACCUGAGGACAUCCUCAGCAAACUGGCCGAUGUUUUGGAGGAGACUCGUUACAGCGACUCUGAUUACAUUAUCCGUCAGGGAGCCACCGGAGACACAUUCUUCAUCAUCAGCGAAGGACAGGUCAAAGUGUCUCAGCAGAACUCGGCCGGCGACGAGCCGCAGACGGUGAAGACUCUCUCUAAAGGGGACUGGUUUGGAGAGCAGGCGCUGCAGGGCGAGGACGUCCGCACGGCGAGCGUCACGGCUGUGGGAGACGUCACAUGUCUGGUCAUUGAUAGAGAGUCUUUCAAGCAGCUGAUUGGAGGACUGGAGGACGCCAACAACAAGCAGUACGACAGCGAUGAGAUCAAAGCAAAGCUGCAGGCUGAGGCAGACUCCUUCUCCAGCGUCUCUCUGAGUGACAUCAACAUCGUGUGCACUCUGGGGAUGGGAGGCUUCAGCCGCGUGGAGCUGGUGCAGUUAAAGAACGACAGCAGCAGGUCGUUUGCUCUCAAAGUGUUGAAGAAGCGUCACAUCCUGGACACCAGCCAGCAGGGACACAUCCUGUCGGAGCGCCGCAUCAUGAUGGAGGCUCACAGCCCCUUCUUAAUCAGGUUGUAUCGGACAUUCAGAGACUCUAAAUAUCUCUACAUGCUGCUGGAGGUGUGUCUCGGAGGUGAACUGUGGACGCUGCUCAGAGACAGGGGAUCGUUUGAUGACGGCACCACUCGUUUCUACACGGGCUGUGUCAUCGAGGCUCUGGCCUUCCUGCACUCCAGAGGGAUCAUCUACAGAGACCUCAAACCCGAGAACAUCAUCCUGGACCACAGAGGAUACGCUAAGCUGGUGGACUUUGGUUUCGCGAAGAAGGUGGGUCUGGGGCAGAAGACGUGGACGUUCUGCGGGACCCCUGAGUACGUGGCUCCUGAGAUCAUCCUGAACAAAGGACACGACUGCUCGGCCGACUGCUGGUCUCUGGGGAUCCUGGUGUUUGAGCUGCUCAGCGGCAGUCCGCCGUUUUCGGGGUCCGACCCCAUGAAGACGUACAACAUCAUCCUGAAAGGCAUCGACAUGAUCGAGUUCCCCAAGAAGAUCACCAAGAGCACCAGUAACCUCAUCAAACGCCUCUGCAGAGAUAAUCCUUCAGAGCGGCUCGGGAACCAGAAGAACGGUGUGAAGGACAUCCAGAAACACAAGUGGUUUGAAGGAUUUAACUGGGACGGACUCCGACACGGAACCAUGGACUCCCCGUUCACCCCCGCAGUGGACGGUCCUCUCGACACCAGUAACUUUGACUUCUUCCCUGAGGAGGUCGACGAGCCGCCGCCUGAUGAGGAGUCGGGCUGGGAUCUUGAGUUUUAACAGGAAGUGGAUCCUCCACGGACAGGAAGUGAAGCCAUAUGAGAUACUUUCAGAAGAACGAUGUCAGAGUUUAAGAAUAUUUCCAGAUUACAAACACGCGGCUCGUGGCCCAGCAGACCUCAAAGAUGUCGAGGCGGUUCAGACGUUGAAGGGGUCUGAGGUGAACUGA